AUGUCGCCGGUGACAAUUAUCGACUCAAACUAUGUCAGUGUGCCGGAGACGGCCGCGCCACCGCCGGAGCCGAUCAAGCUCACAGCGUUGGAGGCGCGGUGGGUCGUCUUCCCGGUGUUGCAGCACGUGCUGCUCUACGUGGGCGCCGACAUGCCGCCCUUUGACGCCGUUCUCCAGUCCCUCCUGUCCUCCCUCUCCGCGACUCUAGGCAGCUUUGCACCGCUCGCCGGCAAGCUCGUCUACCUCGAGGAAACGGGGGACGUCGCCGUCAGCUGCUCCGCCUCCGACGGCGUCAGGUUCGUCGUCGCGGAGUCCGACGCCGACAUCCGCCACCUCGCCGGCGACGAGGAGCACGACCUGCAUUUGCUUGAGCGGCUCGUGCCGGUGGUGGACAUGGGCGUGCUGCCGACCCCCGUUCUGGCCGUGCAGGCCACGCGCUUCGAGGGCGGUGUGGCGGUCGGGCUGACGGUGCACCAUGCGGUCGUCGACGGGCGGUCGCUGUGGACGUUCGUCAAGGCGUGGGCGACGGCGUGUCGGGGCGAGACACCGGCUGAGACACCGUGCUUCGACCGCUCGCUCGUCAAACUUCCCGGUGGUGAAGAUCUGGCCAGGAACGUCUUGAGAAAGUUCGCGCCGAAUCUACCGGUGACGGCACCGCCGGCGUGGUUCGAAGAGGAACGCACACGGUUCACCCGACGUACGUUCACCUUGGAUGAACGGGACAUCCAACGCCUCAAGCAGCACAUCGUCCGUCUCGGCGCGUCGCCCCUGCUUCGCCCCCCGUCCACCUUCGCCGCUGUCGCCGCGCUGGCAUGGACUUGCUUCAUCCGGUGCAAGCCGUUCGCCUCGGACGACGACGUGCUGCUCUUCUUCUUCACCGACGUCCGCGACCGCCUCGACCCUCCCGUCGAGGCGGGGUACAUGGGCGUGUGCCUCUGGCCGUGUUUCGUGAACCUCCCCGCACGAGAGCUCCGCGGCGAGUUCGCCCUCGCGGCUGCAGCAUCGGCAGUCCGGGAGGAGGUCCGCAAGAUGAGAGAAGUCCCACUGGCAACGUGGGGUUUUCUGACUUCCUGGUGGGCGGGCCGCCCUACGGACUGCCUGAUGAACAUGUCAGGCUCGCCGCGCUUCAGGGCAUACGAGGACGCGGACUUCAGAUGGGGGAAGCCGAGGCGGACGGAGCCGAUCAGGAUGAACCAUGACGGUCAGAUCGCGCUGAUGGGUGCCGGAGACGGCCACGGGGUGCAGGCGUCCGUGUCACUGCUGCAACCGGCGCAAAUGGACUUGUUCAAGUCUCACUUCCUCGAGCUACUUAGUUAA
Molecule: messenger RNA, 1317 nt
Organism: Triticum dicoccoides
Lineage: Eukaryota; Viridiplantae; Streptophyta; Magnoliopsida; Poales; Poaceae
Product: phenolic glucoside malonyltransferase 2-like
Exons: 2
Coding region: 1-1317 (438 amino acids)
Source: RefSeq, a predicted model, not a curated record